GUCAGUAGCGCCCCAGCGCCCGCCGACGCCGGACGUCGUCUGCGACAGCAGCGCAGCGUCUACGUCACGCCACGACACGGCGCGCUACGACGCCGGCACACUGAUGCGCGUCGUCGGCGCUCGCUGACGCCAUGUAGUGCUUCAGUACGUAUGUGACGGGUAGCUGUGGCGAGGGUAUUUUGAUUCUGGGCCAAUAGAAUAGCAGGAAGCAACAACUUGCCUGUAAUAAGCUUCGUGAAUUACCGUAGUUGUCAAGAGAAUCUUUUGCGUGGAUGUACUGAGGUCGGCGUCAGGUGCACAGAAGCUUCUAACCUUUCACCAGUCGCAGUGAUUGCCCCGUAUAAGAUGCGCUGAAGUGGUCCCCCGACGCCCCAUGGAGGCCCCCCAGCCGCAGCUGCAACCGCAGGCGCAGGUGCCGCGGCCGGCGCACAUGCCCGCGCCGCUGGAGCACGGCGCCGCCAGCAGCGACGAGGACAACUCGCCUACCGAGCUCAACUCUUGCCGCCGCCUCGCCGACAAGCCACCGCUCGUCAAGCGCCUCGACUGCCUGCCCACCCCCAACGACGGUGGAGGCGGGGACGCGCCGGGGGGCGGCGGGGGCGACGUGGGCGGCGUGGUGGGCGGCGGACCGCUCAUCUCGCGCAAGCUACCGCUCGACGACGACCCGCCCUGCUGGAACGCCGCGCCUCUGCCCGCGCCGCCCUCCGCCCCCGCGCCCGCCUCUCCCGCAUUGCCGACUGCGCCCCCCGCCCCUCACGACACGAGUCAGCCACCCCUGCCUCCGCUACCUCAGUCGCCGCCGCCUCAACCGCCACCGCGAACCGGCACGCCACCUGUUGACAAGACGGGCGUGACGUCUUCGCCGAAGCGGCCUUGUGCGACCUCCCGCAGCGGUAGCGUCUGCCCCUGCCAUGCGGACUGCACGCCGGACAAGGGGACGCCCGCUACCUCGCCACGCCACCAGCCCCUGGAGAUGAGGGAGCCCUGGUUUCGCACCGGCAUGCCCAGGGAGACUGCUCUGGAGGUACUGGACCACGAACCGGAGGGCGCGUUCAUGGUGCGCGAGAGCACCAGCAAGCCCGGCUGCUACGCGCUGUCGCUGCGCGUCCCCAGGGACUUCCAGCCGUCCGGCAUCGCGCACUACCUCAUCCUGCGCACCGCCAAGGGAUACAAGAUCAAGGGCUUCACGAAGGAGUUCUCGAGCCUGGCGUCGCUGAUCACGCACCACUCGGUGAUGCCUGAGCUGCUUCCCGUGCCGCUGGCCCUCAGCAGGUACCGCCCCGCGCUGGGCAAGUCCGACUCGAGCCGAGACUUCUCGGACGGCGACUGCGACCGCGACUACAACACGCUGGCCGACCUGCGGCAGAUGCUGGCCGAGCUCAAGAUGUAGCCGCCCCGCCCUGCGCGCACCUCUCCUGCUUCGGGGCAACUGUUCCACGUCCGCUACGACGCAGUCCUCUUCAUAUCCGCUUGUGUCUGGCAGCCAAAAUCGCUAAUACACCACGAGCUCUGCCAGCUCUGGAAAUCGAGAAGGAAAGAAAGAGUUUUCAGGACGUAAUCUUGAAGGCGUGAGGCUCUACAACUGCACUCUAUUGUUUUGCUGUGUCGUUUCACAAUAAUAUAGCAACGUUUGACCAUGGACUUCGGCCAUGCAGAUGUGUAACUGAAUUAAAUUGACGUUGCACAGACCAUCUGAUCAGAAUUAUCCUGAAACGUCUUAUCACGAACAGUACCCCUUAGUUUGACAUUUUACGACGAGUAUCAUCCUAGCCCUUCAGCUCAACUAUCUAUGCAAGCAGACUUCGCGCCAUACUUCUAAAUCUCUUGGGAACAUUAUGCCGUUUAAACUAACGUAAGUCCAAACUAGUUACAAAGAAAGGACUGAAAUUUUUGUUUAAAUGAUUUGUUGUUUUUGUGGCUAACUCUCGUAAAUGCUGAAGUCGAGACGCGUAGCUUCCUUCCUUUGGCACUCUGUGUACCGUGUGAGAUGACACUAACCCAGCACUCUGGAUACAGAUGGCUGCCUGCAGAUAUUUGUUAGGGUACGUAAGCUUACUGUAGCCAUUGAGCCAUAGGGACCCGACUACCUUCCCUGAUACCGCGGAAUUGAAAGAAAAGCAUUUGACUGCACUGUUUCAAACUCCAUGAUGUAUCAUAUCCCAGGAUAGCAUCAAUUCAUAUGAAUAAGGAAAUCGUGUACUUUGCUCAAUCAGCGGAGAUUACGUGUAAUAUGCAUAGCGGAGAAAUGUACUAGUCCGAUGCAUUUUCGUUCCAAGAGUGAAUUCCCCAUCACCGGUUAGUAUCGAACCCGAAAAGAAGGUUGUGAGCAGUCUCGUGUGCUGUCAUCCACGUUAUGAGAGCAACUGACACAAAUUGUAUCUCGCAAGCCGCUUGAAUCUGCAUGCGCAACGGUAUGAGUGGUUAACUUCAAUGGUUACUAACUCGGAAACGGCACAGCGUAUAGAAAUUUUUCGUAACAAUCAUUUUUCUGCACAACAUGUCUUGCAGAUCCCUUACAACAUUUUCAGACUGUUUUUAACUACCAUGUAUAACAGCAUCUUCCGCGAGGAGCUGCGUUGAGCUUCCGAAGUUAUACGCUAGGUCACACUUUAAUGCGGCACGGUAAAUAGUAGUUUGAGAUGUCUCCCUCUCUUCCGACAGAUUUAGUAGAUAAAUUGUUUCACGCAAAUUUAUCUAUAAGCUAAUAUUUUACUGUGGAGGCGUGUCGGCGCUAAGAUUCAUCAAAGACAUUAAUUACGUCCAUCAAAAAGCGGCUGAAAGUUUGCAAUUAAGUUAGUGCCGUCGUGGUCAGUAACAUUAAGAUAGCAAACGCGAGACUGUGUAGGCAAAGACAAGUAUUCCUUAAUAAAUAUUAAUUCCAUCUUAUACAUACGUUCACACAAUUUAGGGCCUUCCCAUAUGUACAGCUGCAUAGUAUGUAGCUGUGGCCCGAAUAACUAGAUGACGCAGUGACGAAACGCCGGAAUGGUAUGCAGGAGGAAGACAGUUCAAAUCCUCGUCCAGCCUCCUAGAUGAGGGUUUUUCUCGGUUUUCUCUAAAUUGCUAAAGAUAAUUUUUAAGGCUACACAGCUGAUUCCCUUCCCUUGAUUCUAAUGAUCGCCAUGUUACGCGGACGUAAAACUCUAUUCAUCUUUCUUCUUACAGAAUCAGAACUCGCUGAAGCAUAUAUAAAACAUGUGCCUGGAAGGAUAGUGGGGAAAAAUUUUAAGUUCUUGAUAUACAUGGUGAAUUUCCUAUCUCACUGCUUCUCUGGCAAAGAGAAUAAUACGUAGGAAAACACUGACACUGAUUUCGCUAAUUCCUCCAAUUCCUUUCCGAUAGUGCUGUCAUCAAAGCCAGGGGUCUAACUCUCUAGAUCGUGCUAAAGAAACUUUUCCUCCCUCGAAACACAAAACUAUUCUUUUCUUCAAAUCAUCCCUGGAGUGAGGUGUACUCGCAGGAAAGGAUUUAUAUAGUAUUUGUAUGCACUAAGGACCGUCCUGUCUGUAUUAUCAAGUGGCACAGAGCAUAGUUCACCACUAAUUCCGUAUGACUUGCUCCCCUGCAAGCUUUCUCCGAUGCCGUCACGCUUUAGAGCAGAGCCAGUACGUGCGCUAUUCACAGCUGAAACUUCUCGCAUAGUAUUCCUGCUACUCCGCCCCAUGAAAUGCCAUUUCUAUUAACGUACGAACGCGGGUGACGUUACAUUCUGUGUUACAGGAUUUUGUUUCAAGUGUUUCUUUUCAUCUCGACAGGAGAAACCCAGUACUAGUUCUCUGCAAUCGUGCUUCCAAUGUGCAGUUCAAAUCUGAUUCAUUUCGCAGAGAAAUGUUACUUUACGCAAUACUCUUCAACUGGCACCACCGCUGCCUCUAGAAACCAGCCACCUCUUACCAGUUUUUACCCCAUGAACUAGUUUCAACAUCAUUGUUGUGUACAAAUUAAAUGUAGUUCAGGAUACCUCUGAUCAGUAUGAAAAAAAUUUUUUUUUGACCUUAAGAUACAACAAUUUAAUCAGAUACCUGAUUAACAGGAGUUUUGAAAAGUGUAUCCUCCUUCGACAACGUUUUUUGCACUUUCAAAACAAACUUACAUUGCAAAAAGAAAAACACUAAAAUAGGAGGAUUCAUUAAAUGAGGUCUACGGGAUAACCGUAUUCAGAGAAGAAAACUUAACUUACAUGGACAACUUCGUACGUCAGUUCGUAAAUCAACAAGCACAGUAACUCUAUAAGCGCAGCGCUCUUUCCAUCAGUAAACAAUGUCUGUUGUUUGCAAGAAACCAUCAUAUUGCCACCCGGGCGUAGACGGAGUCGUGUACUCUUACCAUCGUGUUUGAAUGUAAUAUGAUGUGAUUAUAUGUAUUCGAAAAUAAUGUGAUAAUUUGAUGUAAUCGUGUGUGAAAUUUUUCACGUUUGUCGUAUGACAGGGUACCCCCAUUUACUUCCCAUUCCCAUGUUUUCUUAAAAUCCACGAAAAUAACUCAUGUGUAUUCAGUGUUACUUCUUCCAUGCCGAAAGCUGGCAUACACAAACAACCCCAAGCCGAUAAUAUCUGUGUAUUUGUUGUUGUGAAACCGUAACUGUACAAUAUUGUGUCAUGUGUAAUGAUUGUCGUUCUUAACAAAUAUUAGCAUGUAAGAUUAAUGUGCGAUUAAUGUAUCAGCCAGUAUUAACAAUCACUUCCAGUUGACAUAAUCAGUGUGCUCUUACCAUUUGUAAUAAGGUUUCGUGUUUUCCUCCUGGAGUUUAUGUGGUUAAUGUGUUCAUACGUUUAAAAGAACUCUUGAACGACAUCUUAAAGAAAACAAUGUUACAAAAGGAUACUCAGAUUGUCAGUACGUUUGCUUUGCUAAUGUUCGUAUAACUUCUUCGCCCUGACUUGCAAGCAUGUCACAAGUACUUCAGCAGCUGCUUUUAAACAAAUCGGCAUAGUUUACUGCAAUCGCUAUUGCUUAAAUUACUAAAAAUUGGGUAUAGCGUGCAGAACAUAAUAUAUGUGAGUAACAAAAUUAUUGCGUCUCGUAACGUACUGCUUCGGAUUUUUAUUUGCAACAGUCGUGUUUUAUCGCCUUCUUCAGAGUGGAAGAUAACGAGAAGAGUAUACAAAAUUCGGUCGUCUAGAUAAAUAGAUCGGCGAUGUACAAAGUACUUCACAGGUAGUGAUUACCAAAUGUGCCGGAAGAAACGGUUCAUGGAACGCGUUACAAAAAUACGGAAAUAUUCGCGCAAGAAAGUAUAUAGAUAUAUUUUAUUUAUUUCGGAGUCGAACAGAUAGCUCUAGAAUUUAUAGCCCAAGAUCGACAAACAGGUGAAUGAAAUUGUUUAACUUUUGUAUAUGACAUGAUACUGUUUGUUUAAACUUGUAAAAUGUUUGUAGCAUUGUUUAACAGAUGUAAUAAACGUAUGUUUUUGUGGA
This is a messenger RNA of Schistocerca gregaria, 5417 nucleotides long. RefSeq names its product EGFR adapter protein-like. Bases 374 to 1390 code for a protein of 338 amino acids. The transcript is spliced from 5 exons. NCBI's taxonomy places the organism in Eukaryota, Metazoa, Arthropoda, Insecta, Orthoptera, Acrididae. The record is from RefSeq and is a predicted model, not a curated record.